AUGCAACAAGUACCUCAGACCCUACUUUGCUCCUACCAGACCGCAUCCACCAUCCCUCAUCCCGUCGCUUUCCUACCUUCUCGACCUGCAAAACUCAGUGGCUCAGCACGUCCAUCCUUGACCAGACCGAGUGGUUGGCCUUUGCUGUCGACCCAUACACCUGACGUCUCUGCCUUACCUCUGCCCAACUCCAUCCCUGGGCUGCAACUUCCUCCUGCUCCGAGUGGUACUUCUGGUCCCUCCAUCUCGCCUAUCGUGGAUAUCAAUCUCCUCCUCGAGCCUCGCGCUCGGGGCUCAGAGUCACCAGCGAGCAAGAAGAGCUCCGUCUCAAAUGCCUCUCACUCGACAGGUGCAACCAGGGGAUAUACGACUGCGCCCUCGGCAUACACGCAAUCCCCAGCGCAAAGAGCAUCGCCUGCCUACGCUGGCUCGCCGCCGUAUGCGGUACCUCAACCCUAUGGACAAAUGUCGGGCUACGCCCAGGCGCCCACAUCAGCUCCCCAAGGACCCGGAUCAAUGCUAGGAGGACCUGUCUUGCCCGCCAUCUCUGAACUCCAACGACGACCUGACCCAGCUACUCUACCACAGUUCCGUGCCCUCUACGCCGGCCCACAUGGACCAGCACCGAGCCACCACGCCCCACCUGGAACCAAUGGCUCUCCCCCAUCGACACUGAAACGACAAGCUUCCCAGACACCGCUCCCAGAUGAAUCUCCAGCCAAGAAACAGUCCAAAUGGACGCCAGAAGAGGACAAUCUGACGAUUGAACUGCGGGGUCAGGGAAUGAAGUGGGACGACAUUGCGAAACGCCUACCUGGAAGGAGCUCCAUCUCGUGCCGUCUGCGAUACCAAAAUUACCUCGAGAAGCGCGCCAUUUGGGACGAAGAGAAGAAGAACAAGCUUGCAAGACUCUACGCUCGAUUCAAGGACCAAAUGUGGCAGAAGGUUGCUACUGAGAUGGGUAUUCCCUGGAGAUCGGCCGAGUCGAUGCACUGGCAGCUGGGAGAGCAGGAGAUGAGCGCACGCGCCAAUGCGCCGGUGUUUCAGCUUCACCCAUCUGCAACGGGCACAGGCAUGAGCUCACCGUCGCAAGUGCCUGUAAUUCCUGCUGCUGCUCCGCAUGGCUUUACACCUGCAAAUGCUGCUCAAAUAAUGCCAAACCCGCCGCCGAUGCCACCGCAGCUCCAUCAGGUUCCUCCACCGAUGCCUCAGGGCCCGAUGCAUAGCUACCACCACCGCACAGACAGUGGUUCCAGUGCAGGACGGAGGAGAAACAGCUCAUUCAGUCGUAGACGCGCGGACCCCCGAUCACGAGCAAGCGUUCCUCCCCAGCUUGGCCAACCGCUCCCUCAGAUUCUCCCACAGUCGGAAGAUGACUUGGUGAGCGGGGCUCGGACAGCGCCUGUACCUGGCAUGCAGGGUGUCAAGAGAGAGCACGAGGGUCCGAGCUACUUGGAGGCGUACCAGCAAAGGCGGCGGGAUGAAGAGGCUGCAGGCCCGCCCCGGUCGGAACCGGAUUCUAGAUGCCAUGACAUGAGGAGCCCAGACCGCAUGUCACAACGCAGUGCGACGGGAAGCAUCAAGAGCAUGAAACGGGAGCCUGACGAAGCCGAGCGAACAGUGCCUUCGCCGCCCCAACAGGCCACGCCAUACGAGCGCUCGGCACCAACGGUCGUAUAGAGACAUUUCAAACGAAACGGUAUCAUCACGCAACGAUUUCCCUUUUUUGUAGAGGUUGGAUGGGUAGAUUUUGGGUGCAUACAUUCGGGCAGGAACCGUAAUGAGCGUGGGUAUACCCUGGGGCUUAGGCGCACAACAGGUGGUUAGGCGUAUGGCAACACCACAACGCUUAGAUUGGGGACCAGCUCAGGCACGCAUGGCAUACAACGGAGGUUUCCGUUUUGCGCGGUCAUGAUUGUGGCAUUUAGCGUGGGUUGGUUGUAUAUUUUGCUUUGAUAUCAUCUCUUUGGCAUUUGUCGCAUCGCAAAGCAUCAUAGCGUCUGUCUUUGUUCUUUCUAGACUUGCAUUUGUCCUUUUCCUGUUACUCUCAAGUCACACGCUUUCUGAUGUGGUCAUGAUUGUGCAUUUACCGUAGCGUUUCAUUACCUCUUUACCAUCUCAACAUUAGCAUAGCGUGGGCGGGAAUACCUAUCAUAGUACA
Pyrenophora tritici-repentis Pt-1C-BFP is the source of this 2161-nucleotide messenger RNA. RefSeq names its product MYB DNA-binding domain containing protein. NCBI's taxonomy places the organism in Eukaryota, Fungi, Ascomycota, Dothideomycetes, Pleosporales, Pleosporaceae. Gene Ontology annotation, molecular function: DNA-binding transcription factor activity, RNA polymerase II-specific; RNA polymerase II cis-regulatory region sequence-specific DNA binding. The record is from RefSeq and is a predicted model, not a curated record. Gene Ontology annotation, biological process: regulation of DNA-templated transcription. Gene Ontology annotation, cellular component: nucleus.